Messenger RNA from Cataglyphis hispanica, 4723 nucleotides. RefSeq lists its product as uncharacterized. The transcript has 11 exons. Gene Ontology annotation, cellular component: nucleus. The record is from RefSeq and is a predicted model, not a curated record. Bases 1320 to 2498 code for a protein of 392 amino acids. Lineage: Eukaryota; Metazoa; Arthropoda; Insecta; Hymenoptera; Formicidae. Gene Ontology annotation, molecular function: RNA binding.
CGUCGUCAGUUUGCGUCUGUCUAGGGUCGCGACAUCUCCACUUCCACGUACUCGCGUCUCGUACUCGCUUCGCGUACGCGAUUGAAUCCAUUGACAGCAAGGACGGGGGGAAUCGCCAGUAAUCGUAUCGCUCAAGAUCAAGAUCGACGAACGUCACGUGCUCGAUGCUCUGCGAACUUGCGGCGCCGUUUUAGCUGAUUUCGAGAAAGUUUGAGAGAAUUCUCGGGUGUUUUGAGAGGACCCAAAUGUCCUCAGAACUCUCUCGGAAUUUUUGAGAAUUCUUGGAGAAGAAUUCUGUGAGACACGAGUCGAAACUCUGCGUAAUACUUUGAAGAAGCUCGGAGCACUCUGAGAUAUCUCACAUAACUUUAAAGCAUUUUCGGACAAGUUUACGAGGAUGGUAAACUAGUCUGUAAAAAGUAUGACAAAAGUCGCAAGUUUUUUGAGGAAGUAGAUCCUGUGUAAUUUUAAGGUGCGUAAAAGAACGGUCGGAAAGUGUUAUCAAGAAUCACACCGACAACUCUGAGAAACUUUCAAGAAUCUUUGAACAUUUUUUUGCAAAUCAGAAAUUUUUUAGCAAUCUGCGAAGAAGGAUUUACGAGAUUUCAGUUUCAAGACGUCUCGAGGACCGUUGCAAGAUUAACGAAUAACUUUUGGCAUCGCGCAGAUUUUUAGUCACGUGGUCACGGAGAGUUUUCAAACUUUUAAAAAUCUACGUUAAAGGCGUGUGUUGUGUGUCUUAUAACAUCCUGAAAGGACUAUUUUCAGUUUCGUUUCAUGAUUCUUUUAUAGAAUCUGAAAGAAGAAUUAUUCGAUCGAUGUAAAUUUAAUUAAAAGUGAUCAAUAUAAAGACUUGACGUGUCAUCGUUCUGCGCUUUAUCAACCAAUUCUUCAGGACAUUUUACAAUAUCUCUAACGCAAAUUCUUAAUCCUGACGAAUGUUUUUUUAGAAAUCCAUUUAAAUCUUUGCUGUAGGAUAUUUUUGCUUCGCGCCUCGAGAAUCUUAAAAGUGAAAGAGCUUGACAUUUAACUGGCCUUUGGCUCUCCAUCAUGACUCUGACGAGUUCUAUUUGAAUAGUCUUAAAUACAGCAAAAACGACAUAAGUGGAACUAUAGAAAACCAGUAAGACUUUGAAGUUGAUUGAUCAGCAGCCAGAUAUUUUUGAGAAAUCGGCGAAUUCAAUUCAGCGAAUCGGGAGACAGAGUUAGAUGGAUCUGUUUUGAUAUUUGACAGAAUUAUUUUCUCUCCACUGCAGUAUUUUCGAAUCGAGAUUUACGGCUAUAAGGAUCGAUCUUGAAACGGGGUGCGUGGAUUGUGCAUGUCCGAAGUCGGCGAUUCGCAGGCGAUGAAGAUGAGCAAAGUGGGCAACCAAACCAAUUCGCAGGACCCACAAGCGGUGAAUUCACGCGUUUUCGUCGGAAAUCUGAAUACAUUUCAGUGCAGCAAAACCGAUGUAGAACGAAUGUUUCAGCGCUACGGCCGUCUGGCUGGUAUUUCUAUGCACAAGGGUUACGCAUUUGUGCAAUUCACAAAUCCGUUUGACGCACGCAGUGCGUGUCUCGGCGAAGAUGGUCGCACUGUCCUCAGCCAGAUUCUCGAUGUAAACAUGGUGGCCGAGCCAAAACCUCAUCAAACCGGACGCAAGCGACAGAAUGUCUCCAAAACCGGCAACGACUGGGACUACUACUAUGACAGUUAUUAUGCGUCUACCGCGUUUCCGCCACGUUUGGCACCACCAUUGAAACGACCGCGUUUGAUGCCACCGACACGGGCACAACAUCCGAAGCUGCAGAAACAACAAUUGACGGCAAACACUGGCACAAUACCCGACUUGAAUCAAUUGAAAGUGUACAGCAAUCCAGAUAUACUGAUCUGCGGCAACUGCAGGGAGAUGUUCACGGAACUCGGGGAGCUGUUGGAGCACAAGCGGAACUACUGCAAGCUGCGGUUCACAUGUAAAUGUCACACCUUCAACGGAGCCGCCCCAAGAGACUCAACGACGGCGUUGCUCUGCGUCCUCUGCAAGUUAUCUUUUCCAAGUGCUUGGGAAUUGAUGGUUCAUGCCCAGGCAGCCCACAUGAUCAACAUUUACGAGCUGGGCACAAGAGCACCGAGCCCGUCGCGGAGUCCUAGUCUUGACCAACCGAAGGAGUCGUCGCCUUCCCCCCAGGAUUUCCAGGAAAUCAAGGCUACGGAUUGCGAAGAACGCGCGGAGGAGGAGGAACUUGAUGGACACGAGUUAAUACCGUCCCCAGACAGUGGCAAGUCAACGGAUAACGAAGCGGCUCUGUCGCCAAUCAAGAUUCGAUCUGACGUAAACGGGUUGGAUCACGAGGACUGCGACGAAUUGAUCCACGUCGAGAAUACCACGCAGGCAUGCAUCAUGCAUACUUUAAGCAUUGAUUCUUCUUUGGAACUGAAUUCUGAUACGAACUCGAGAACAACUUCUGGAACGGUGAUGGCCUUGACCAAUGGUUCAUUAUCGGCGAAGGAAUAAACGAGAAAUAACAAUAAUUAAAAGAGAAGAUUCAAAGAAAAUUCAUCGGAACGGUCUUCCCCGGCCAACCAACGAGACAUAUCGAUCUCCUUUAAGGAUUACGCACCUGUUUGUAUAUAGCUUAAUUGCCUAACAAAUUAUUCAGGAUCGCUAGAUCCCGUGGUCUAUGCCGGCUGAUCAAAUAUCGAUCAUCUUCCCAAAAAAGAGAAAAUAUCAGUUCUUUUCUGGACUUUAUUCAUACAUUUGUAAUUUUGUUUCAAAAUUUCAUUGAGAAUAAAUUGAGAAGCAAAAUAUUGUAUGAAUUCAGGUUGGCUUAAAUUACUUAGAGAUUAUUUGUAUAACAAUUUAUAUAACAGUUGAUUGGUACGUGAUUUAAUUGAUUUGUGAGUUUUUAAUUAUAUACAUUAAUUAUUUUUUUUAAACUGUUAUAUUGAUCGAAAUUAUGUUGACUUCUUUAAAAAUAUUAAAUUUUUCAGAUAUUUGAUAUUUAAAUCUCUUGAAAUCAUUGAAUUUUGAUACUUAUAGGUGUUAAAAUUUUUAUUUUUAAGUACAUUUGUUUAUUAUUAGUAAAAUUAAAAAAAAUUUUAAUUAUAAAUUUUGAGAUCUACAAAUUUUAAAUUCUGUUUAUUUAAUUUUUAAAUAUUAAAAAUUUAUCAACCGCAAGAUUUUAAAUCACGUAACGCAAUUGUAAAUCGUAAAAAUUGUUUCUUGUGAAAUAAUUUUUCAUAUAUUUAGAAAAUUCUAUAUACACAUAGUACAAGUAUAAGUUGAUAUAUAUAUAAGUUGAUUAUUAUUUUCAAUGAUACGAUGACGUCAAGUGCUUUUUGUCAUUUUGAUGGCAAAAGUGUUGAAAAUUAGAGUAUUUGUGGACAAGAUAUUAGCUAAACAAAAUCACAUCAAUGGAUUGAACUUAUCAGAAAUCUUAGUCAUUACUUAUUUACCAGUUAUUAUCUUGAAUGAAGACUAAUUAAUGUCUUCGAUAUAAUUAUAUUAUAUCAUUAAUAACUAGUAAAUAAAUAAUUUUUUAUUGACAAAUUUGUUUCUUAAGAAAACGAAGAAACGUUAUAUUACUUCCUUUUGUAGCACAGUCGCACAUACAUAUGUGUGUAUGUAGAUUAAAUAUAGAUUGUCACUUUAAUUAUUCAUGAAAGAACAUAUCUUUCGAUAAACAAUGGUGUCGAUGGCGAACUAAUAAUUGAAUUAUAUAAAUUUAAAUUGUAAUUAUUAUUAAAUUGUAAUUAUUAUUAAAAGGACAACUUCAUUUUCCGUUGUUAUUUGUUCUAAAAUUUUGUUUUUGAAAUUUGUUUUAUCAUUUAUACUGUACGCAAUUUAAACAAUUGUUGCUUCUUUUAAAAAGGAAAUAUAUAGUACAGAAAAAGCAAGAACUUAUUUUGGCAGCUGUAUAAAUUUUAUAUUAUCACAACUCUCUCUUUUUAUUAUUAUUAUUAUGUUAAAGAUGCUGAAAACAUAUAGUUUAGAUUUAUAUUAUUUUAAAUCUUAAACAAUUUGUACUCUUUUAACUAUAUUUUAGAGAUCUAUUAAUUCCGAUUUAAUAAACAUUGAUAGACUUAAGCCUGUGUGUGACAUUUUCUAAAUCAGGUUCUAAGUGUGUAUUAAUUUAUAAAUGCGGCUAUAUAUAUAUUUGAAUUUUUGAUAGAGAAAGAUAUCCGCAGAUUUAGAAAGUUAUAAAUUAUUAAUUCAAAAGUUUUUAUUAUAUAUAUAUUACUUUUAAGUCGUACUUUAUUUAUAAUCCUUACUUAAAAACAGCUAUGAGAAUCAAAAUAGUUAUGUGCAUAUGAAUAUGAUAUAAAUUGUUAUGUUGUUUCAAAACAAUAUAUAAUAAAUUAAUGUUUUUAAAAGAAUAAUUUUAUUUUAUUUUAUUUUUGAGCCUUUGUUAAUGAUUUGCCAUCGACAGCCUCUGUAGUUUAUGCAUAUCAGAGAUCUAAUCAUCUCAUUUUUUAAAAUAUCCUGUACAAUUCAUAAAUGUAACGCAAUUGUGAAAUAAACGAACAUUAUCGACAGCCGGAAAAAAAUCGGUCGAGCUUUUUCGAAGCCUGACGCGCUUCUCUUUCUCCGUUUUUUUUUUCUCUGUGCAAAACGAACAAGAUAAUAUUUAUUAUGUCACAAUUAGAUGGUAGCGACGAGAAUUAUUUGUUUAUAGCCCCAUAUGUAAACAAUGUUUUAUGGAUCAUUAAUGUCUAAAUAAAAUAUAUUACGUCUUUUAA